This is a messenger RNA of Argiope bruennichi, 789 nucleotides long. RefSeq lists its product as uncharacterized. The transcript has 5 exons. The coding region runs from base 130 to 741 and encodes 203 amino acids. The record is from RefSeq and is a predicted model, not a curated record. NCBI's taxonomy places the organism in Eukaryota, Metazoa, Arthropoda, Arachnida, Araneae, Araneidae.
ACACCUGUUGGGAUUAACAUUUAAAAUUGCAAUGAAAAUAAAUAAUCAUGUGAAAGAGAGUGUUUACGAUCCAUAUAAAUUACAAAUGCUGCUUCUGAGGUUCAGAUUUGUUCAGAAAAUUACAGUAAGAUGAAGCUUUUGGUGUUAUUUGCAGCUGGAGCUAUAAUCGGUUCAGUGUGCUGCGAUAAUGAGUGUUUCAAAUCGAUAUUUUCUGUCUGCCAAAAAAAGUUCGUUCCUGGAAUGCCCGAACUUUGCAAUGAUCUGAAGCCACGAUAUGACUGCUUUGCUGACAGAGCCGUAGAAUGCAAGAUGGGACUCGCAAAGGAUGCCAAUCAAGUUAAACAGAUAAUUGCAGAGACAUGCACGGAAGGAACGAUAUUGAACAAACUUGUGAAGAAGGAAAAAAAGUGUUUCCAAGAUGCUUUUAUGGACCAGAAGUGCAGUGAUCCAAUUGUAGCUGUUCUAAAUGGCGCAUCCAAUUUUAAAGAAAUCGUACUUAAAAAUAAAGAGGCAUGCAAAUUGUUGGAAUUUUAUUCAGAAUGCAUCGUUGAGAGGGUGGUCCAUUAUUGUGGACCGAAUAGUAAGGAUUUGUUCUCUUAUUUGUUUGAUCGUCUUUUCAAACUAGGAAGAAGUAUGUGCAACGAUGUCAUUUUACCAGCAGACGAGAAUGAUGAGAGUUUCGGCAAUUUAGGACAACUCGAUGCUUUCAACUUUAUUAUACCCUUUUUCAUGUACCCUUGAAUAGAUAUGAUGAGUAAAAAUGAAGUGUACAACAGAAAAAAAUAAAAG